AUGAGCAGCAUAGGCACAGGCUACGAUCUGUCUGUCACCACCUUCUCCCCAGAUGGUCGUGUCUUCCAGGUCGAGUAUGCCACCAAGGCCGUUGACAAUAGCGGGACUGUUGUUGGGAUCAAGUGCAAAGAUGGCAUUGUCCUGGGUGUUGAGAAGCUGGUAACCUCAAAGAUGAUGCUGGAAGGGUCAAACCGGAGGAUCCAUUCUGUGCACCGGCACUCUGGCUUGGCUGUUGCUGGUUUAGCUGCAGAUGGCAGGCAAAUCGUUUCAAGGACCAAAUCAGAAGCUGCCAGUUAUGAAAAGGUCUAUGGAGAAGCCAUUUCUGUGAAGGAAUUGGCAGAUCGUGUGGCAAGUUAUGUUCACCUUUGCACGUUGUACUGGUGGCUCAGGCCUUUUGGCUGCGGUGUUAUUCUUGGAGGUUAUGAUAGGGAUGGGCCACAGCUCUACAUGAUAGAACCCUCAGGAGUUUCUUACAAAUAUUUUGGUGCUGCAUUGGGGAAGGGAAGACAGGCUGCAAAGACUGAGAUAGAAAAGUUGAAACUUUCAGAGCUUACCUGCCGGGAAGGCAUUGUUGAAGUUGCAAAGAUAAUUUAUGGAGUGCAUGACGAAGCAAAGGACAAAGCUUUUGAGUUGGAGUUGAGCUGGAUCUGUGAUGAAUCAAACCGCCAGCAUCAGAAGGUUCCGAAUGAACUGCUGGAGCAGGCCAAAGCUGCUGCUCAGGCAGCUCUUGAGGAGAUGGAUGCCGACUAA
Messenger RNA from Miscanthus lutarioriparius, 750 nucleotides. NCBI's taxonomy places the organism in Eukaryota, Viridiplantae, Streptophyta, Magnoliopsida, Poales, Poaceae. The record is from the annotation of a GenBank genome assembly.